This is a messenger RNA of Sparassis crispa, 303 nucleotides long. RefSeq lists its product as hypothetical. The coding region runs from base 1 to 303 and encodes 100 amino acids. The transcript is spliced from 2 exons. NCBI's taxonomy places the organism in Eukaryota, Fungi, Basidiomycota, Agaricomycetes, Polyporales, Sparassidaceae. The record is from RefSeq and is a predicted model, not a curated record.
AUGAACAAGAAUUCAUCGGAGUCGAGCAUCGCCGCUCGGGAUUUGCUACGGGGCCGGGAGGCAGUUGAAGAAUUUGACAUUGUCAUAUCGCGAAUCUUCACCACUGCAUAUCGCCCCCAGGGAUCACCUGGAUUUAUCGCAAAUUUCGCAGCUACAGUCGCUGAAAUUGGUCAUAGGAUGGACGCCAUGGCUCUGAGCGUUCAGGGGCUUGCCGAGGAUGCACCGAAGACACAGCGACGCUCCGAUAUCCGGCUGGUGGAUGAAUGGCUGGCUCUCAGACAGGCACGUCGCGUCGCAGUCUAA